UUCCAUCAAUUCUGUUUCAUAAAACUGUUAAACAUGAAAAUACAAAUUCUUGCAUAACUUUUUUAAUGAGACAUUUUAUGCUAUUCUAGAACCUGAGUAUUCAUCAAACAACACUGAAGUCUUUAAAGAUAAAUUUCUUGACGAAGAUUACAACAUUCGAGACAACAUCUAUAAUAUACUCAAAGAUUUUUCGUGGAUUUGCGGAGCUUAUGGUAUAGUAGGUCCAAACAAAAAAUUUGCAUUUGAACAUUUGUACAUCACAGUUGAUAACCAAAAAAAUUAUCCAGAACCUAUUUUAAGAAAAGAGAUUGAUGAUAUGUUUGGAUGGAAAGCUUCUAACUACAUAGAAUUCAAGUGUAUACCAAAAAAACCACCAACGUUUCGACCAUUAUCUAACCCUCGUUCUGAAGAUUGCGCGCUGCCAUUCAAUGGUGACAUUCAAAUUCAAAAUAACGAUAAUUCUUGCAGUACUCUGACAAUGUUCUGUCGUAACAAAGGAAAGUAUUAUGCCUUGACAUGUGCACAUGUUGCUUGUGCCUCUAACCCAGUGAAAGAUUUUCUUCUAAAGAAUGAAAUGUCAAAAAUUAAUGAUGUUGUAAAUGCCCGCAAUAUCUAUGAUAGAAACGAAUAUUUCUACAAACCAGCUAAAUUGAACAAGAAAAAACAACUGAAUACUUUUCACUGCAACACGGUCAGUAAGUUUAACAGUGAAGCGGACAUCAUGUCUAUUCCAGUAGGAAAAAAAGAAGAUUUUAAGCAACUCGGGGGUGAUGAUAUGGAGAAUAUUGUUUUGAAUUUGAAGGAAAUAAAUGAAGAGCUUUACAAAGCAACAAAAAGCAACGAGGGUUUUGUAGAAGUAUGUACAAGUAAUUACACCAAGGGCUUUAUUAUUGAACGGAACUAUUGUUAUAUUGAUAAAACUUUGAAGAAACUCAUUUACAAAAAUGCCGUCAAGGUAAAAAGUAAAUCUUCAUUUCUGCAGAAUGGUGACUCGGGAAGACUUGUUUAUUUUAAAGAUCAACAAAAUGUUUGGCAGCCAUUUGCUUAUGCUGUGUGUGAAAUAGAUGAUGAUGAGAGUGCUGAUUCAGAAAAAAGCAAUUUAUGCUUGAAAUUGGAUAAAGCGUUGAAUUUGCUCGACCUCAAUAGUUGCCAAUACUUCAACUGUGAUCGCUUCGUCCGAUGAAGAUAGUAAAAAAGAUUAGGACCAUUCCGAUGAGAUCAGUGCAGGGGCUUCGAAAACGUUUUUAAAAUAAUUGUAACGAUAGAGUGUGAUUCCCGAUUAUGGGGGAUGGAUAUAAAUAAUUUUAGUGAAAUACCAUAUAUGUAUUUUGAAAUACUAUAUAUAUAAUUAUUGUGAAAUACUAUAUAUGUAUUUUGAAACUGGCCAUGUUAACAUAUUAUAAUUUGGGCCAAACCUUGGUCAUGUGAUGCCUUUCUUAAGAUGAAAGCAUACUUCCACUUAGAUUACCUACAUGAAAGAACCACACGCACACAUAUAAUGUAUAAUCCUUCAUUGUCACAUCGUCUUAGUUUUUAACCUAUUGUUUACUUAAUGAACUUGUAUUACAUAAUAAUUUUUAGUACUUUUCAAAAUGAUAGGAAUAACGACAAUUUUACAUAGAUCUAUAUUAGUAUGUAAGAUUAAGUCAGUAUAAAGUGUCUACAAAUAGAGUGUCUCGUGCAAGUUAACGAGUUAAAUAUGUAAUAAAGUGAAAUAAACAUGAAA
Messenger RNA from Xenia sp. Carnegie-2017, 1726 nucleotides. RefSeq lists its product as uncharacterized. The record is from RefSeq and is a predicted model, not a curated record. Lineage: Eukaryota; Metazoa; Cnidaria; Anthozoa; Malacalcyonacea; Xeniidae. The coding region runs from base 317 to 1183 and encodes 288 amino acids. The transcript is spliced from 2 exons.